Molecule: messenger RNA, 6834 nt
Organism: Triplophysa rosa
Lineage: Eukaryota; Metazoa; Chordata; Actinopteri; Cypriniformes; Nemacheilidae
Exons: 2
Coding region: 3454-4098 (214 amino acids)
Source: RefSeq, a predicted model, not a curated record
UGUCUUUAUUUGCAGCUUUGCUUCGUUCAGUCUGGUGGAUUUCCAUUGAAAACAAAAUAAAUCCAUUGCUCUCCUGUCAGGCUGGGAACAAGUGUUCUGUGCUGCUCUGUGCAGCCAACAACACAACACUUGGCAUGCUUUGCUUACUUUUGCCAUGGUGUCAGAACUAAUUCACAUAUGUCGCUUGCGAAAACAAAAAUGGCGGCAGCGCCAUGGGUGGACACGUUCAGAAAAAGGGGCGGUAAUAUUAUAAUAAGAACGACUACCUACGUCAGAAAGCGUGCGAAAUCUGAACGGCUCGUUUUCUCACAGGCUUGCAGAGAUAGGCUCACGUAAACAAAGUUACUGGAUUGUCAUUUUUCACAUUUUCUGAGUUGGUUGAUGCACCAGACACCCAAUUAUAGCACUUAAACAUUGAAAAAGUCAGAUUUUCAUGAAAUAUCCCCUAGAUGUAACGUAAAUUCGCCUAAUGAUGUUGUGGAUUUGAUUGUUUUGAUGAGUUUCAGCAUUUUAUGACGCUAGAUACGUUAGACGUUAGGUACGUUAACGUUAGAUAUGUUAGAACCUAAGUCACGAAAAAUAAUAUGGUUAUAAUAAAUGUUGUAAUUUUAUUUAAACAGUAACUAUAUCUGCGACUGUUUAUAUCAUUAAAGAUUCAAUCUGUUUAACGUCGCCAAUAAUUUAUUGCGUCACCUUUGUCAUUUUAUUGAAGCCACAUAGAUGGCGCUAUCUGUACCACCAUGAAAAAAGAAGGCACUGUGUAGGGAAGGCGGAAAAACUUGUUUCAAAUGCCUGUGGCGUUUUCAUAAUUUUAACGUUGAUCAUGAAUGACUAUUUAAUGUUAUUGCUGUUAGACAUACACCAUUAGGUUACAUGAUUGGAUCGGAACAUGUUUGUUCUAGUGUAAGAAACGUAAUUUGAACAUCAGUGUUUUUGAUAAGCACCUCAGUCUUGAACAUGAAACCAAUUGCAGAACUAUAUUUGUCAUUCCAUAGCCCAUAUUAUUGCGUUUUGUUAUUGCCCUUUUUAGAAUUAUCUAUUGCAGGUAAUUUAUUGGAUUUGCAACUGGAUGAGUGAGGUAGUCUUUUGAGAUUAUCUUUUCAUUUCAAUACAGAUGUCAUGCAUUAAGUAAAACACUAGUAUUAAUACACAAAUAUUUGUAGUUUCUUUGCUACAUUGUACCAGUUCUAAUCUCAAAUACUGUGAUUUACUAUGUGGGCUGUUGCAGCAGAAUGCAUGUACUUAUUAUAUCGUCGCUGUAGGGCGGAAACCUCCUAUGUCCAAAUUUUGUAAAUUUCAUAUUUUUUCACAAAUCGAUGCUAUUGGUCAGUCCCCAUGUGGGUCUGUUAUUUUUACAAAUUAUUAACCAAUCUAAAGUGCUGAAAAUAACUUGAGAGCAAAUCUCUUAACUCCAUUGGACAGUUCAACUGUCUGAGAAGUCUCGUAACUCCACCUCUUCACUCCGCGGGAGUCUCUCGGCAUUACGUCUCCUGAUUGAAAGCCGCAACGAAUCCUCAUCGAGCAACACGUCCUCUGAGGUAAAUGUCCUCAAAACACUGGUUAUUCAUGAUUCAGUUAUAUUAAUUAUAUAAUAACAGUUUAUAUAAUAUAUAUAACAGUUUUAUCUCGAUCUUGAAGUAAUGGUAGUGCUAAGGUGUAAUGUAUCGUUUCUGAGGAUGCUAGAUUUUUCUUUCUGCUAGGUCUAGCAUUGGACGCUAACGUUAGCUAUCUUGUUGAUUGAAAUCUUCCAUGGUUUUGUUUCUGAUAAUGAAUUUAAAGAACAAAAUUGCAUGCCGUUGACUUAGUUAGCCACUAUGCAUUGGUUUUGUCGUCAUGUUUGGUGAGAGCGAACGUGAUUUUCGUGGGGCUUAAAGAAAAAAAAAUAUUGACCCCCACUAGUUCUGGCGCCCUGUCUGAGGAUCGGAAAUUAGCGCAAGACAAUCCACUGCAAUGCGGACUAAACCCUGUACAUUGCAGAUAAGAUUGUAGCUUACAAUGUCAAGGCAAGCCAUCAUGUUCAACAAGUAGCUGCCUUUGCCGUCAUGUUCAUUACUUUAAGCAAGCUAACUGGCUUCUUGCCUCGUUAUCAUACGUAACGUAAACAUGCUGUAUAACUUAGGGAAACAAUCAUUUGACCUUUAUUCAUUUUAUUUUUUGCAGCAACCAUGUCUGUGUCCUUAAAGGAACUGUGUCAGAUGGUCAAUGUGCCAUACGAUCAGGCAAGGGCCCUAAUUGAGAGUGAGAACUCUAUGGAGAGAGUGUAGAGAGAGAGGAAGCAACAGUGGUGGAGGAUACAGUGGUGCAUGCUGGUAGAGUGAAUUUCUGAGAGAUAAUAAUGAUUUCACAUGCCAAAAUGGAUGAGUUUCAUGCAGAUGGAUUUCACAACAAUAGACAUUUGUUAAAAAAAUGUUCAUAUUAGUUCAUAAUUAACUAAUAACUUAUAAAUAACGUUAUUAUAAAGUGUUACCCCUUCAACUAUAGCCCUCACUGUUGACAAUUCACGAAGAUCAAAUUCCCUGUUGUUUUGCGAAGGUAUGUUUUUGUCUACCCUAGGAAUAGGUGAGUGGUCUGCCCUUAACUGGCCAAAGGAAGGACACACACAAGCAGACACUGAGGGACAAACACACAGCAACGCACGUCGUUCAGUGGCAGGCCAUGAAUUCAUUCGCAGCUUUUUGCAGGACCUCCCAAAGGUGCCCUCACACUACUGCAGAUCCACAACAUCCAAACAGUAUCUGGAACCUGUGUUUCAGUCGAUGGCUGAUCUGUAUGCAGUGUAUUGUUGCGCUGCAGCAGAGAAGAAUGUAACACCUUUGUCAAGGCAAGUGUUCACAGAUGAGUUCAAGCGUCUCAACCUAGGCCUUUACCACCCAAAAAAGGACCAGUGCAACAUCUGUUGUGCUUUCAAGACCGGCAACUUACCUGAUGAGGAGUGGCAGCACCACCUCCUUCAAAAAGAAGAGGCCCGUGCUGAAAAGUUGUUUGACAAAAGCAAGGCCGGCAACUUACCUGAUGAGGAGUGGCAGCACCACCUCCUUCAAAAAGAAGAGGCCCGCGCUGAAAAGUUGUCCCGACAAAAGCAAGGCCAGCAACAACAUCAUGGUCAUAUGUAUGGACUUACAAGCCCUCCUUUUGUGCCCAAAGCUAAAAGCCUCUGCAUUGUAUUACAAAAAAAAGCUUGCAGUUCAUAAUUUUACCUUGUACAACAUGCUGACACACAGUGCCACAUGUUAUGUCUGGCAUGAAGGUGAGGGAUCCCUGUCUGCCAGUGAGUUUGCGUCAUGCAUUGUCGACUACCUCUCUGCACACACUGAGCCUGACACAUUUAUUCUGUGAAGUGAUGGCUGUGGGUAUCAGAACCGGAAUGCAGUUCUAAGCAAUGCACUUCUUCUGUUCUCCAUAAAGAAAAACAAAGUCGUCAUUCAGAAGUACCUUGAGAAAGGGCAUACUCAGAUGGAAUGUGACUCCGUUCACAGCGUCAUCGAGAGGCGUCUGAGGGACCAGGAUGUGUAUCUCCCAGCGGAGUAUGUUAACCUGAUGAAAAGGGCCCGUGUGAAGCCUCAUCCAUAUGAAGUCAAGUACAUCGACCACACCUUCUUCCAGGACUUCACCAAGCUAAGGCUCUGCAAGUCUCUGCGCCCUGGAGUAAGGCCUGGUGACCCAACUGUCCAUAAUAUCAGAGCCAUCAGGUACAACAACAAUGGAACGAUGGACUUCAAAAUCGACCACUCUGAUGACUGCCAUCCACAUCCGAGUCACCAACUCCGAAACUCCACCUCAGACAGCCACACAGUCACCCCACUCUAUUCAGACCGCCUGAAGAUCAAAGAGCUGAAAUUCAAACACCUCCAAGACCUGAAGGAAGUCAUCCCAAAGGACUUUCACAGCUUUUACGACAAUUUGCUUCACAAGCUUAAUAUAGGAUGCAGUAUUAACACAGUCAAUAUGAAUGUAACAACACACACAGAGCCUCACAGAUACAGACACACAGACAAGGGCUCACCCUACUCACAAACACAAAUACACUCAGUAAUGGGCUUAGUAAAGCAAGCCUUAACUAUGAUUUUAUCUGUGUUAAACUAUGAUAUCAGUUAUUGAUAUUUUUUAAAUAUCUACUUAUUACUAGGCUUAUUAUACAUGUGCAUUGAAGUUUUAAAAUGUAUCUAAUAUAAUACUUGAAUUGAAUUAAAUGUUUUGGAUACCACCAUUAAAUUAUUGUUUUUAUUAUUAUUUUACUGACUAAGUUCAGCUGUUAGGCCUACUUCUAGACUAUGCCUCUCUUGGAACUGUGCAUGUAAAAUACAAAAUAUAGAAGCAAGGUUUUUAUUUUGGGGAGAAAAAAGGGCUGUCUACUGGCUAAGUAAGCCUAUCUUUGGAUAACUGUCUGUUUUUUAGACAAUAACGAGUGAAAAUAGUUACGUAGGUUAGAUACAUUUGAGUAGGCCUGUUUUGUUAAAAAUCGAUAGCUGUAAUGCUUCGGUGCAGAAGGAAGCCCGUGAGCCACGAAGGUAAGUUUGCGAGCAGAUUCGGCGAAUUUCCACCUAUUAGACAGCCUAGUCAGCUCAUCGUUUUUUGUAUCACAUCACUUAUAGUUCUUAAACCUUUAAAAUAGAGUUUAAGAAGAUGUAUGUAACCACAGUCGUUAGCUUUGGUUAACGAUUGAAGCCUUUUCUCUUGUCAAGAGGCUCAACGCGACCGCCGACUUUAUUUGCGUGCAGAUUAAUUUCCACCUAUAUUUGACAGCCUGUUUAACGUUUUAUUUCUGUAUUGCAUCACUCAUAGCUCUAACGUUUAAAAUAGAGUUUAGGAAGAUGUAUGUAACCACAAUCAUUAGCUUUCAUUAGCUCUUAAAGCCUCGUCUCUUGUCAAAAGGCUCAACGCGACCGCCGACUUUGAUGAACACUGCUGGCAGCAGCGACGUCUGUGUCCGUACCAUUCUGAUCAAUGACAGCGUAAUCUCGUAUCUCCCUGCUCCCAAGUCAUAAACCUUGUAUCUCCGAUUAAACAUGGUUUUGGGGAAAUGUUGUGUUAAUGUUGGUACACAACAGUAUAUGAUAGCAAUAUAAGGUAUAAUACAAACUUUAACGAUACAAUGUUUAAUAACUCAAAAAAUUUGCAGUUUUUUUAAUUUCCUGAAAAAUAAUGGUUUUGGAGAUAUGAGGAUUCCGACCGACAGCGAAGAUAUGUUGGGCACUAAACCUUUUUUCCUGUCAUCUGUGUAGAGUUUGCUGAUCAAGGUGAAACUAGGGGAUAGGCCUACCCAAAGAUUUGUUAAAAUAACUGAGCUGAGCCUGGAGGCAAUUUUUCUGCUGGUAAGUAAUGUUGCAUGUGCCGUGAUGAUGUUCAAAGUUAUCAGUAAGUAACUGACCAUUACCUUUCUCACUAAUUUGCAUAUCUUUUUUCAGCCUUUUUAAAGUUUGGAGUCCCAAGAGUACUGGAGAAUGUGAAGGUUCUUGAUGAAUCAUGGACUGGGGUGGAUGAAGAUGUUUUUGAGGAUGUAGUUAAAGAAAAUCAAUUUUAUAUUUCUAUUAUUAAAGUUUAAAAGAGUGUGUGAAAUUAUCUUGAAGAAUUGUCUGAAGUAACUUUUUUGUUUUCGGAACAGUUGGUGGAAUCCAUUCUUCUCCAGAAACCUGGUGGUGACCGAAUGUUAUGACACAAAGUAUUUGGUUAUUUGUGGAGUAUUUAUUUUCUAGAGCUUCUACCGCCCCCUUGAAUUUGGUUCAUGUCUCGGUGUUCGCAUGCAUGUUUUUCUUUUUACUGCUGUCUUACAGAUGUAUGUGUAAACGCGUUCCCGGAUAAUUCGAUGCCAACGAACAUUGGUCAUUUCUCUCUCAUCAUGAUGUCAAAAGAGGAAUGUCAUCACUCAUCAUAGGCCGCAUGCCAGCCAGCCAGCGUGCAUGUGCACCAGCUAGCUAUUCAGAUGUCGUUACCCGUUCGUUGCCAAACUCAUGUGUUUGUCUAAUAUGAUGUGGGACUAUUUGUAAAUUUGUUGAACAUUAGAUACGAUGCUUUGUUUAGCUAAUUUAAUGUUUUGUUUUCAUAGAGAACAUUUGAAACGUUGUGCUUGAUGCACAUGCGUAGCUUUUGUCUUAUGUGACCUAGAGAGAGCUGUUUGUGGAACUUUUGGUGGGGUUCAUUCCCACUUAUGUUUUCUUUCGAAGUUUUAAUUAGCCGAGUAAAUGUUUUAUUCAUCUUUUUAAUUUGUUUUUGUUUAGGGAGUAAGGGAAGUUCAAUUGUCUUUUAGUUUAAUGUUGUCAUUCCAGGUAAUAUUAGUAUAUUAAAAAUGUUUGUUUUGGCCUGGUCUGCCCCUGAAGCUUUACCCUCAAAUGUUAAUUAAAUCUUUCUAUUGUAUUAGAAAUCUCUUUGUUGUUUCUUCCUUAGUGUUACCUACGAGCCAUUUGAAUUAUAUUCUUCAUUUCAUUACCGCUAGAUACCUCUUGUUACUUUGUAUUCUCGUUCAAUUACCUUUUUCUAUAAUUAUUAUAUUGUAUCGCAAUAUUCCUCUCCUUGCUGGGUUUAUUCCAUACUGUUGCGGUCAACGUUAGAGGUUGCCAAAGAGGUCGUAACAGAAAUUGGGGGCUCGUUUAAAAACGAAUGGCCUGCUUUCAGUUUUUUUUCUCACCUUUCCCAUUUUAAAUUUGCCUUCCACACGAAGAUUGACUGAGUGGUUUUCAUUUUUAAGGGGGGAGAGUUAAUUAGCAUUGCGUCAUCUCGUCCAAAUUUGAAUUGGAAAAGUUUUUAUUACAUCUAACAUCACAACAAUUAGAUUUGUGUCGUAGAGAAGAUUUAUUUUUGAUCGCGGAUGUAUACCGUAUAACAGUACCUCGUGGUGCA